AGUAAGUAUCCCUGAAGUCUAGACGCUGUGGGGCCUUCCAGUCUCACAGCUCCCAUUUGCUUGCUGCUCCAGUCCGUCAUCGUUGCUACGCUCAGCCUCGUUCACAAAUAGCUAUUCCGAGGUGAAAAUUUCAAAACAUUAUGGAUCCUUCCAUUGCUGCGGCGGCCGCUGCCGGCGACCUGUCCGCCCAAGUCGCGCUGUAUCAAUUCCGCAUAGCCUUUGCCAAUGCCGUCAUCAAAUCAGCGGUUCCUUACAUCGCAGCGUUCGGCUUCUUCGUUGGGGAUUGGAGCUAUUCCAUCUUUGCCGAGCUUGAAAUGUUGCUAGCGCCCUUCCGGACGAUCACUUUCGCCUACUUUGCCGUCAGGAUCAGCACCCUGUCUGCAUUCGUGCUCUAUCUGCUGCAACUCUUCGCUGGUGAUCACCCAGCUAUCAAUUGCGCCGCAGUCUUCAAGUCGAUAGCUGCGCUGGCCAUGAUUUCUGCGGCCGGAUCCUACUCCAUCCUCGCUCUUCGUGCACAAGCUCUUUUGAUGGGCAGGAAAGGCUUGACCAUCACAGUCUGGACAGCUUGCAUUCUGACCACAUUCUCCCACAUCAUCUUCUUGGCAACCUAUACGUCCCAACAGCCAGACGUCGGCGGCGUCACUGCAUGCCCCGUCACACCCACCUACGAGAGACUUUCCUCUCUAGUCUACUUUAUGGCUUUCUUCUACGAUCUCGGCAUGAGUUGCCUCAUGCUGUGGCUUUUGCACGGCGACGGAGGAAGCAUCGGCGGAUCUCACAGACCCGUUCGCGAUUCCUUGCUCCAAAGCACCGCCAGCUAUUUCGCCGUGAUGGUGCUGACAUCACUAAGCUGCGCGAUGCUGCUAGCAAUCCCGCCCGAUGGUUAUCCCUCGUUCGUCAGAGACCAAUUGAUCCCCAUUCACACCGUCCUCACUUCAACAAUGGCCUGUCGUAUCGUACGAUCCUUGCGAGCCGCAUCAGCACACGACAAAGUGCUGCGAGGCACAGCAACACUGUCGUCGAACAAUACCCUGCCUCAUCGCAGCUAUCCGCUGGCUCUGCAGACCUCGCGCGAUCGCAGCAAAACGCCAGACGAGGAAGCGCGGACCAGUCCCUACAAUAGGACACCAGGCAUGGACGAUGCGCAGUGCGACACGCCACCAUCUCGUCCCGUCUUGCCUGUCCCCUCCACGAUCCCCGCGAGGAACGUCAUGUCGGCUUUUGCGCGAGAGAACCGACAGACGGCGACUAAUGGCACAAACGCAUCGGCCAUGGAAGUCCUGAGGACCUUUGGCACGGUCGAGGAAGAGGAGAUGCGCGAUCGCGUCGACAGGACAUGGGACUAUCCCGAAGCUGGCCUGCGCAUCUCUCGCUCCUCCUACCACAGCCAAUCUGGAUCUCCCCUGGCGCAGGACGACGGUGACCAGACAGAAGAGAUGCGUUGAUGGACAUCCCAACCAGCAGAUGGAUCUCUCUGCUCAACGACUGUCGACGUGCCGGCACGCGUCCUCCAAACUUCAUAAUUUCUAGGUUUGACGAGGCUAUGUCGCUUGACCUGUCUGCUGUAUGUGUGCACAUUACCUGUAUGCUGAUCGUAGUCAUUUUGUCGACCGAGUGUGUCGCUGGUGCUUGAUAGGGGAAAUGACCAGAACAGGCACGAAUCACGUGAACGUAGCACAUGCAUUCAUUGAUACUGCCGACAAUUGCCGAUGACUAGGUUUGCAUUCCGG
Messenger RNA from Ceraceosorus guamensis, 1730 nucleotides. RefSeq lists its product as hypothetical. NCBI's taxonomy places the organism in Eukaryota, Fungi, Basidiomycota, Exobasidiomycetes, Ceraceosorales, Ceraceosoraceae. Bases 141 to 1445 code for a protein of 434 amino acids. The transcript has 5 exons. The record is from RefSeq and is a predicted model, not a curated record.